GGGGAGGGGCAUGAAACGGUGCGUUUCAGAGAGCUUAAUUUGAUAGCCAUGAGUUCAAGGUUUUGGAAGGGUUUUCUUUCCGAGAAGUCAUGGCGCGUGGCAGAGCAAACGCGCCGCAGCGAGUUGCCGGAAAACCGCCGGCGAAACAACCGUUUUCCGGCGCAGAGAGAUCAGCUUACUUCGCCAGAAGAGAGGCGGCGAGGAUUCUCCGAUGCGUUCUCCACGGCGAUGCCGAGCGACGAGCCGUCGCCUCCAUCAAGUCUCUCGUCUACAGCCCUUCCGUUCGCAACAAGCGCGCAACCUUUGCUCUUGUAUGCGAAACGCUCAAGCAUCUUAAUGUCAUCAAGGAUGUGCUGGAAAUUGCCAAUGUACUGAAUAGCAAAUGGAAGAGGCAAGAGGCGUUGAUCUACAUUAUUUGUUAUGACAUCCUCUUUGGUCAGGAUAUGCCAUCAGUUGGUGAUGCUGAGAAGUUUCUCAUGGGACGGAAAGAUGCUCUUUUGUCGGCUCUAGCCAAGCUUCUAGUGAGAAAGAAAGUCAAAAGCAUUGACGAGUUGAUGGUUCCUUCUCAACAUUUUGACGUUUCAAAACCACGUUAUGUCCGUGUAAAUACGCUUAAGAUGGAUGUGGGUUCGGCAAUGCAUGAACUGGAGAAACAAUAUACUGUGCAAAAAGAUGAGAUAGUCCCUGACUUGUUGGUGAUGCCUCCUGGCAGUGAUUUGCAUGACCAUCCUCUGGUUAAGAAUGGGAAUAUAUUUUUACAGGGGAAGGCAAGUUCUAUGGUGGCUGCAGCACUUCACCCAGAACCAGGAUGGGAGGUUCUUGAUGCAUGUUCAGCUCCAGGAAAUAAAACUGUCCAUCUCGCUGCCCUCAUGAAAGGAAAAGGAAGACUCGUAGCAUGUGAACUAAACAAGGAACGGGUAAAGCGCCUGGAGCAGACUAUUAAGCUAUCUGGUGCUUCUAAUAUUGAAGUCUUUCAUGGUGAUUUUUUGGGCCUAAAUCCAGAGGACCCUUCUUUUGCAAAGGUUCGGGCUAUACUAUUGGAUCCUUCGUGCUCGGGCUCCGGCACCACUGCUGAUCGGUUGGACCAUCUCCUUCCUUCUCAUACUGCCGAUAAUUCCGCUAACUAUGACACAAUGAGAUUGCACAAGCUUGCCAUUUUCCAGAAGAAGGCUCUUGCCCAUGCACUCUCCUUUCCACAGGUUGAGAGAGUUGUAUACAGCACGUGCUCCAUUCACCAGAUAGAGAACGAAGACGUCGUAGCAUCUGUUUUACCGCUCGCCUCAUCCUUUGGCUUCAAACUCACAACUCCUUUUCCUCAGUGGAAUCGCCGUGGCCUUCCGGUUUUCCCUGGAUGUAAACCGAACAUUUGCUCAGGAUGGAUCCCGUCGAAGACAAAGAAGGGUUCUUCAUCGCCUUGUUCGUUAGGACGACCACGGGUGAUAAUAAUCUACAGUCGGAAACUCUCAAACAGGGGAAUAAAGCAAGAUCCGGGAGAAGAAACGGGAUCCGCCGCUCGUUUGUUUGGCCGAAGAUGUUCAGAGCUUGGUCAUAUUCCAGACAGAUCUGCCUCGAUAGUACGGACAAUCGAGGGAGGAGAAAGCCGUAUUAGAUGAUGCCAACUCCGAAAACCGGGUUCUGUUCUCUCUUACUUUGUGUUGUCACUUUACCUUUGAUUCAUCUUAUUUCACCGUACAAGUUUUGUAGCAAUUGGCAUUGUAACAUUAUGAAGAGAAAGGUUUUGGUUCUUUUUUAAACGAAGAAGAAACUCCCAAAUUUUUUAUUA
Tarenaya hassleriana is the source of this 1783-nucleotide messenger RNA. RefSeq names its product probable 28S rRNA (cytosine-C(5))-methyltransferase. Bases 90 to 1613 code for a protein of 507 amino acids. Gene Ontology annotation, biological process: rRNA base methylation. NCBI's taxonomy places the organism in Eukaryota, Viridiplantae, Streptophyta, Magnoliopsida, Brassicales, Cleomaceae. Gene Ontology annotation, cellular component: nucleolus. The transcript has 13 exons. Gene Ontology annotation, molecular function: methyltransferase activity. The record is from RefSeq and is a predicted model, not a curated record.